Molecule: messenger RNA, 645 nt
Organism: Lingula anatina
Lineage: Eukaryota; Metazoa; Brachiopoda; Lingulata; Lingulida; Lingulidae
Product: stefin-C
Cellular component (GO): cytosol
Molecular function (GO): cysteine-type endopeptidase inhibitor activity
Source: RefSeq, a predicted model, not a curated record
CGCGGAAAUCGUUUUCAUGACUAUAUAUGGAUAUUUUCCCAUUUAUCGUUUUAAUUUUUCAAUGAUCUUUGUCAAAUCAAAGUGACAAUUCAGAGUCACAUGCUUGUGUUCACGUCACGUGAUAAAGGUAUCUCUUGGGUUGAUUCAGGUCAUUCAUAUCACUUCUUGCUUUGUGGCGUUUAGUUGAGGUUUGUUCUUCUGACUCUCUUGCUUUCCAAAAUGUCAGUGCCAGGCGGUGCCAGUGAGGUUAAAGAUGCUGAUGCUGAUAUUCAAAAAAUAGUCGAUGGUGUGAAAGCAGAACUAGAAGGGAAAGUUGGAAAGAACUUUACAGAGUGUAAAGCCAUUUCCUAUAGAUCUCAAGUAGUUGCUGGUACAAACUAUUUUGUCAAGGUUCAGGUGGGAGAUGAAUACAUCCACGUGCGCAUCUUUGUGCCUCUCCCCCACACUGGGGAGGCUCCCAGCGUUCACAGUUUUCAAGCUGGGAAAAGUGCUGCAGAUCCCAUAGAGUACUUCUAGGUUCAAAGAGGCUCUCUGGAUUACAUAGUACAUAGAAUCAGUACAAUGAAGCAUAAAUAUAUAGCUGAAAUAAAAACAGUGCUUUCAUAGGAUGUCUUAGAAUACUUCUAGGCUCAUUAAUAGGUUACU